AAACAAACUAAUUCGCAGUACUUGCAAAAAAAAAUUACUAGUUACUUUGGUUUUUGACCUUGAAAACGGUAGAGUUGCUGGUUAAUGGUCACAACCACUUAAGUAGAUUAUAUAGACCUGUGGAAGGGCAGUCAGUCAACCGUCUGGCCGCACUUUUUUGCACUUAUCAUUGCGCAGUCACAAUUGCGAAUUGCACAAAGAACGUCAAUAUUUAUAAAUCGAAUUAACGCUGCACCCAAAAAGUGAAUCCUCCGCCGACGAAUGGAUCAUCGGGUUUUUCUGUCGCUGAUCUUUGUGCUCAGCGGCACCUUCAACGUUCUGGUGGUGAAGUGGGCCAAUCAACAACAGGUAAUCGGCAGCCAUGGCAAACUCCAUGGAUUCCAGCACCCUGUGGUGUUCACACUGCUCAUGUUCCUGGGCGAGUUCCUGUGCUUUGUGGUCUUCAAGGUGAUCCGCCUGAUCUCCAGUCGUCGUGGAGUGAUAUCCGAUCUGGAUAGCAUCUUGUCGCAGGACAGCAGUGAGUUCCGCCCUGUGAGCAUGAUACUGCCCACCUUGCUGGAUGCAAUAGCCUCCAUUUUGCUGUUCACCGGACUUUACUUGACUUAUGCCACCAGCUUUCAGAUGAUAAGGGGUGCCGCUCUGAUCUUUGUGGGCAUCUUCAGCACCAUGUUUCUGAACCACACGCUGACCGGACGGCACUGGCUGGCCAUCUUUACGAUUUCCUGCGGCCUGCUGGACAUUAUCAGUCUGGACGUCCAGCGCGUUGAGUACGACGUGGUCACGUUGCCGUACACGGACAAAAAACCCAUUCUGACCGGCGACUUACUCAUCAUCAUUGCUGAGAUUCUGCACGGACUGCAGUAUGUUUACGAGGAGAAACAGCUCAAAACCUCGAAUGUUGCCCCACUGCAAGCUGCCGGCUGGCAGGGAAUCUUCGGCUUGGUCAUCACCUCGCUGCUGGCCAUUUGUAUGAACUUCCUGCCGAGCAUAGAUCCAUUUAACCACAGUUCCCGUGCAGUUUUCGACGAUUGGGGUGAUCUCCUUGCGGCUUUGCAAGGGAAUAUCUCGUUGAUAAUGGUUCUGAUUGCCUUCACUAUCUCAUGUGCCAUGUACAACUUCAUUGGACUCUUCAUUGCGAUGUACUCGUCCAGUGCCAACCGACUUCUGGCCGAUGGUCUACGCGUAUACUUCAUCUGGGUGUUUGUGAUUGUCAUGGAGUGGGAGUACAUGAAUCUGGUCACGAUCAUGGGCUUCAUCAUCCUGCAAAUGGGUAUCAUUCUAUAUCGACAGGCCCUGUUCCUCGACUGGUAUCGAGCUGCAGUGGCCCGCUGGUAUCGCGCUCGCUACGUGGAUUUGGGUUCUGAGAAUGCAGCUGUUCCGAACAGCCGGCCAGCGGAUGUGAUCUAAGGCAACUGAGGAAUAGCUGAAGUGAAAGGAUUGUGAUGAGAGAGAUGGGCUGCAAAUCAGCCCUGGGCUGAUUCUUGAAAAUUACUUAUCGAUUAUAUGUAUAGAUGCAAUAAGAAAAUACACACAUUAAAUGUUAAUUGAGCUCCUAGAAGGCAACUCAUUUUGUUAAAUUCAAAUUAUUGAUCCAUGUAAAAACCGAAAGGUUGCUAUGGCAGCUAUAUUAUAUAGUGCAUCCGGCAAUAAAAAAAACACUUCUAUAUAA
This is a messenger RNA of Drosophila santomea, 1669 nucleotides long. It is a transcript of the gene Tango9, whose product is annotated as solute carrier family 35 member F6. Bases 262 to 1407 code for a protein of 381 amino acids. Gene Ontology annotation, molecular function: pyrimidine nucleotide-sugar transmembrane transporter activity. Gene Ontology annotation, biological process: pyrimidine nucleotide-sugar transmembrane transport. The transcript has 4 exons. The record is from RefSeq and is a predicted model, not a curated record. NCBI's taxonomy places the organism in Eukaryota, Metazoa, Arthropoda, Insecta, Diptera, Drosophilidae. Gene Ontology annotation, cellular component: Golgi membrane; intracellular membrane-bounded organelle.